Messenger RNA from Toxotes jaculatrix (banded archerfish), 1365 nucleotides. RefSeq names its product biogenesis of lysosomal organelles complex-1, subunit 2 (gene bloc1s2). The transcript is spliced from 5 exons. Gene Ontology annotation, cellular component: BORC complex; gamma-tubulin complex; BLOC-1 complex. Gene Ontology annotation, molecular function: gamma-tubulin binding. Gene Ontology annotation, biological process: endosomal transport; lysosome localization. The coding region runs from base 18 to 557 and encodes 179 amino acids. NCBI's taxonomy places the organism in Eukaryota, Metazoa, Chordata, Actinopteri, Toxotidae. The record is from RefSeq and is a predicted model, not a curated record.
GUCAAAACAGGAACAAAAUGGCUGCAACUGGAGACGACGCCAGUGCCAUGGACAGCAUCUCCAGGACACCAGCGGUCCAUUCAGCGACUCCGAACCCGGCUGCAGGCACCAGCAGUCACGCAGAGGGCCCGGAGGUUGCAGCGGACAGCCCGGCGGCCGCUCCCAAAAAGCCCCACACCAACAGUGAUGGCGGUGUGGAGACAGCAGAGGAGGCUGUGGAGCCUGCAGAGCCCGAUAUCAACGAGCUGUGCACGGAUAUGUUUGAAAAGAUGGCCAUCUUCCUGCAAGGAGAACUCACAGCCACCUGUGAGGAUUACCGUCUGUUGGAGAACAUGAACAAGCUAACCAGUCUGAAGUACAUGGAAAUGAAGGACAUUAGCAUCAAUAUCAGCCGAAACCUGCAGGACCUCAACAACAAGUAUGCUAGCCUACAGCCCUACUUGGACCAAAUAAAUCAGAUAGAGGAGCAAGUGUCUGCACUUGAACAAGCAGCUUACAAACUGGACGCAUACUCCAAGAAGCUGGAGGCCAGAUUCAAAAAACUGGAGAAGCGAUGAGGGGAGAAGAAGAGGCAGACGGAAAGUUAUGGAGCCUUCUCACCUUCUUUCACCCUGCCUUGGUCUUUCCAUGCCAGCGGAACCAGGAGCUGUGGGCAGGAUGUGAGACUGAGACUGAAACAACAAACAGACGGAGCCACUCUGACACCUAGAAUCUACCAAGAAGGAAGCAGCUGAAGGCACAUGAAUAAUUUCUGCAGUGCUUGGCUUAGAUUUAACUCCAGUAUCAUUGUUUUUGGCAGCUGUCCUGCAGCCAAGAUUAUACCGUGUAUAUCCAUGUUUUUUUGCAGAUACACUUUAUGCUAAAGAAAUCUGCCUAACGACCAGUGUAUCCCAAUUGAUUGGUGGAAUCACAAUGUACUAAUCUAAUGCUAAACUAAGACUGGCAGGUACUUGUACCAGUGGAGAAUAUAAAGUCACUUAUGUCAUGUUUAGAUAGGCUAAUUAAUGUUAGGCAUGUUCAUAAAUUUGAUUUUAAUAAUGUGCCAGCCCCCUUACUCCGAUCACUCAAGGCAGCCAAUCUCCUGAGCAGAAGACUUUGUCUUGGUAAUAAUAUCCUGAAAUCUACAUUGGGAGGUUACAUCCUGUAUUGUUACAGAUUUACUUGCCUGGGCAGUGUGAACAGAACCACAUUCUGUUAGAGUUAUUGAGAGUUUAUUAGCUACUGUGUAGAGAGCAACUGAAAAAUCACACUAGCUUUAAUGUAAUUUAAAAAGACAUUUGAUAUGAGUGAACUAUUGUUUUAUGUGUAUUUAGAGAUACUGACACUGAAAACUGGAUCCUUUUUAAAUAAAUAAAAUGUGCACAA